This is a messenger RNA of Mytilinidion resinicola, 1065 nucleotides long. RefSeq names its product putative short-chain dehydrogenase. The record is from RefSeq and is a predicted model, not a curated record. The transcript has 2 exons. Lineage: Eukaryota; Fungi; Ascomycota; Dothideomycetes; Mytilinidiales; Mytilinidiaceae. Bases 43 to 1065 code for a protein of 340 amino acids.
UCGCAAACAUCUUGAAAAUCCAUUCUCGCAUCAACCGAAACCAUGACCGACCCCUUCCACCCCUACGCUUCCCUCUAUGCUACUCCCAAAGGCCCAGGGGACGCCCGGCCUACCGCCCUUCAGAUCAUUCGUGACGAUGGCCUCCUCAACAGAUGGACCGGCAAGGUCGUACUCGUGACGGGCGCUACGUCUGGCCUUGGUCUCGAAGUAGCGCGCGCCCUCUACACGACGGGGGCAGACGUUUUCAUCACCGCACGAGACAUCAGAAAGGCAGAAGACGUCUUCGAAGACAUCCGCAAGUCAGACCAUGGCAACGGCAAGCUCGAAGUAAUCGCGGUGGAUAUGAACUCGCUUGAAUCAGUGAAGAAGGCCGCGAAGGACUUCUUAGCCAGGUCCGAUCGACUGAACGUGCUCGUGAACAACGCCGGCAUCAUGGCCAUCCCCACAGCCACCACGACCGCCGACGGCUUCGAGCAGCAAUUCGGCGUGAACCAUCUCGCACACUUCACGUUGACAGCCCUCCUCCUCCCCAUACUGCUCCGAAGCAGUACGCCUGCCUUCAACUCGCGUGUCAUAGCCGUCACUUCGUCCGCGCACCGCUACUCCACCAUCCGCUUCGCCGACGUCAACUUGGCGUCGUCCUACGACCCCUGGCUCGCCUAUGGCCAGUCCAAAACGGCCAACAUCUGGAUGGCGACCCACAUCGACCGCAUCUAUGGGCCACGCGGUGUGCACGCCGUCGCCGUGCACCCAGGCGGCGCCUUGACAGCGCUGCACCAGAACGUCCCCGCUGAGAUGAUCGCGGCGUGGGGCGCUGACCCGAAUAUGAUGGCGAGCAUGAUGGCACCAGAUCAGGGGGCUGCGACGACGACGUGGGCGGCGGUAGCGGGGGUUUGGGAGGGGAAGGGGGGGAAGUACCUGAGUGAGUGCGGUGUGGGUGGGCCGGCGAAGGAUUUGGGGUCUGUGCUGGAUCCCGGGUAUGGGCCGUAUGCGUUUGAUCGGGAGGGGGAGGAGAGGUUGUGGGACGUCAGCUGUGAGAUGGCUAGGGUAGAGGUUGAGGGAUAG